UAGUAAGUUUUGCAUUCGUUCCGUUACGCUCAACAGGUGAACGCGGUUUUAAUAGCAGUGGAAAUUUGAUUAAGUACAUUUUGGUGUUUUCAAAGGAUUUAAAGGAUGAUUUCGUGCUGUUGUCAAUUUUUUAAGAGCAUUAAUUUUUGAGUUUAGUUUGUAUUUAAAAACACAAAAGUUUCAAAAAUUUGAGGAAAAUGAAAGCAAAAAAAUCAAUUAUGAACUUCAAUUUGAACCUGACUUUAUACUUUGCGGUGCUGCUGCUACUGUCGGCGAUAUUCUUCACCGGAGCAGAUAUGUCCUGCGAUUCGUGUGGACGAGAAUGCGCAAGAGCCUGUGGAACGAAACAUUUUAGGACGUGUUGUUUCAACUAUUUACGGAAACGCUCAGCCCCUUUGGAAGCGGAACAAAACCCGAACAGUAUUAUACAGAGCCCAUUCGAUGCAUUAACGUCAUUCGAAAGGAAGCUGGAAUCAUGGAUAAGAGAUACUCGGGAACUCGAAGACACCCUGCGCGAAAAUAUUGCACAACAACGGGUCAAUAAUCUGAAGAAACGACGAACCGCUUCCUCUGAUGAAUUUUUAGAACUCUCUUGAGAAAUAUUUGGGAAAAGAUAUAAAAAUCACGGCAGUAUGAGGAUUCCGAUAAAUAUGAAAGAUAAAUUCUGUUAGCAACUUCUGUAUGGAUCGAGGCAAAAACUAUUGAAUAAAAUGCGUAUAUACGCCAUAAUCAGGAUAUGUAGCAAUUGAGGAGUAAAUGAAAUAUGAACUAUACAUUUUCUUCGUUGUUUCGUUCAAUUAAUGUUACUCGCAGCAUACAGACUUAAUGUCACAUUAUAUACGUAAAAUAUAUAUCACCUGAUCAUCAUCAAUAAAAUCCUUACUUUUA
Hermetia illucens (black soldier fly) is the source of this 888-nucleotide messenger RNA. RefSeq lists its product as uncharacterized. The record is from RefSeq and is a predicted model, not a curated record. Lineage: Eukaryota; Metazoa; Arthropoda; Insecta; Diptera; Stratiomyidae. The coding region runs from base 198 to 596 and encodes 132 amino acids. The transcript has 3 exons.